This is a messenger RNA of Prunus armeniaca (apricot), 897 nucleotides long. The record is from the annotation of a GenBank genome assembly. Lineage: Eukaryota; Viridiplantae; Streptophyta; Magnoliopsida; Rosales; Rosaceae.
AUGGAUAUGGCCGAUGUUCAUGUUCAUGAUCACGUGAGAGCAGGUUAUGGCUCAUCAGCAGCACCAGCAGAAAUUCAUGAUCAAAUACCAAGUGAAGAAGAAGACGUAGACUUAAGAAAAGGACCAUGGACGGUUGAGGAAGACUCCGUUCUCUUCGAUUACAUCAACACCCACGGUGAAGGGCGCUGGAAUUCACUGGCUCGCCAUGCAGGCCUUAAACGAACUGGUAAAAGCUGCAGAUUAAGAUGGUUAAAUUACUUGCGGCCCAGUGUUCGACGAGGAAACAUAACCCUCCAAGAACAGCUUUUAAUUCUUCAACUUCAUUCGCGCUGGGGAAACAGGUGGUCCAAGAUAGCCGAAUACUUGCCUGGUAGAACGGACAAUGAGAUAAAGAACUACUGGAGAACAAGAGUCCAAAAGCAAGCAAAGCAGCUCAAAUGCGACGUCAACAGCAAACAAUUCCAAGACGCCAUGCGUUACGUCUGGAUUCCCCGCCUUAUUGAGCGGAUCCAGGCAUUGCCUCAAUCUUUAGCGGGUCAACCCAGUACUGAGAGUACCCGUCUCACCACCGCAUCCGAAUCUCAGUACUGGAUUGACUCGAAUUUCCUGCCUGAAACAUCGGGCAGUACGUCAUCAGAGUCAUCAGAUCAGCUUCAAGUUUGUUCAAUUCCGGACCCUACUACUACUGAUCAAUUCAUGAACAAUCCAUCUACGAAUCAAUAUGGUUCAGACAACGGGUCGGGUUGCUACCAAUAUGGAACAAAUUCAGAUUUUCCAGGUUUUGAGCAAAGCAAUUAUUGGUCAUCAAAUAGUGGGGACUUAUCAGUGGAGAAUUUGUGGAAUGAAGAGAAUAUAUGGUUCCUGCAACAACAGCUUAGUGAUGACCAGUGGAAUUGA